AUGAUUCGAGGGUGGGUGUCCUUGUUCUACCUAUCGCAGCUCACGCCCUCGUGGAUUGGGCCUCGAUGUUGUGUGACGGGCAUCGCCCUUCUGUCUGUCGUGACCUCGGACAAAUUGGAAGUUUCGAGGGAUAGACUGCGUAGUAUGGAAUCAGUGGACGUCUGGAGUGGGGGAUGCUUAGUUCAGCGCAAGAAAAUUAUAGGUGUCGAUGUUAACCACUGGAUGGGCUUGGACCAAUCUACCCGGGAGUUAAGUGAGUACUGUAUGAGAGGUGACGAUUAUCUGCAAAGAAUGUACCAUCAGUCCAAUCAAGAAAACCGUGCCGCAGAAACUCCCAAGCACCAAGCUCAAAGGCACUGGACAGGAAACUUCGCGGCAGAUCCGGGACACAUUUCAGGCAGCGUCCAGUAUGAGAGGAUGCCAACGAAGUAUCGCCUGCAUAUUGCCAUGUCUGAAGAAGGAUUUGAAAAGAUCGAAGAAAAUUGA
Mollisia scopiformis is the source of this 486-nucleotide messenger RNA. RefSeq lists its product as uncharacterized. The transcript is spliced from 3 exons. Lineage: Eukaryota; Fungi; Ascomycota; Leotiomycetes; Helotiales; Mollisiaceae. The record is from RefSeq and is a predicted model, not a curated record. The coding region runs from base 1 to 486 and encodes 161 amino acids.